Mesocricetus auratus (golden hamster) is the source of this 2390-nucleotide messenger RNA. RefSeq names its product NKD inhibitor of WNT signaling pathway 2 (gene Nkd2). Lineage: Eukaryota; Metazoa; Chordata; Mammalia; Rodentia; Cricetidae. The transcript has 10 exons. The coding region runs from base 161 to 1543 and encodes 460 amino acids. The record is from RefSeq and is a predicted model, not a curated record. Gene Ontology annotation, cellular component: cytoplasm. Gene Ontology annotation, molecular function: calcium ion binding. Gene Ontology annotation, biological process: negative regulation of Wnt signaling pathway.
CCCUCAGAGGGAUCCCGACCGCUGCCGGCGCCGCGGUCUCCCGCUGCCGGGCCAAGGCUCAUCCGACUGCCCGGUCCCGGAUCCAGGCUUCAUGCGCCGCGGGCUCUGAACCCGUGCGUGCAUCUGAGAGCGCGGCCGGAGGUCCAGGCCCGGCGGAGACAUGGGGAAAUUUCAGUCCAAGCAGGCCGCAGCAGCUUGCAAGCGGAGGGAGAGCCCCGAAGGGGACAGUUUCGUGGUGUCUGCGUAUGCGAGCGGCCACAAAGGCACUGAAGAGAACGAACGGCGCGCGGGCGGCGGUGUGGAACAUCGCGCACGGGACAAGCAGGAGCUGCCCAAUGGGGACCCUAAGGAGGGGCCUUUCUGGGAGGACAAGGGUUCUCUAGAAGUUGUGCUGCCCCCUGAGAAGUCUGAGGGCCAUGAGGGACAGCUCUUCAGCAUGGAUGACGGGGAGAAGGCAGCAAGCCAUGAGGGCCCACUAAGAGUCAGCAAGAAGCACUUGAACAUCGAUGCCCUCCAGUGUGAUGUCUCAGUGGAAGAAGACAACCGCCAAGAGUGGACAUUCACACUCUAUGACUUUGACAACAGUGGGAAAGUCACCAGAGAGGACAUGUCCAGCCUGAUGCACACAAUCUAUGAGGUUGUUGACGCCUCUGUCAAUCACGCCUCGGGCAGCAGCAAGACCCUCCGAGUGAAGCUAACUGUGAGUCCUGAGCCCUCCAGCAAGAAGAAGGAAUGUUCUCCCACUGGUCAAGACCGGGAGCCCACUCGUGGCAGAACAGAGAGUGAGCUCACGGAGGAUCCCCGAGUGGCUGACAGAAGGCUGUCUGCCUACAGCAGGAAACCCAAUGCUGAGUCCCAGCUCUGCCCUGUGCGAGUACCCUACUGUGUGGAUGAGAAUACAGAGCGUAGAAACCACUACCUAGACCUCGCUGGCAUCGAGAACUACACAUCUAAGUUUGGUCCUGGGUCACCACCUGAGCAGGCCAGGCAAGAACAUCAUGGCAGGGCCACGCAUAUCCCAAGCAGAUCCCGAUCACAGGAGUCGGAUGCCCACGCUAUACAUCACCGCAGAUCCCAGGUCCUGGCUGACCACGUCGUACCAACUAACGAGCCUGCUAUGCGGGCCCUGGCUGUGCAGCCCCGGCUCAAAGGGCAGGAGAAGCAGUUCCUCAGGUCUCCCAAGGGUCCAGGAAAACCUCUUGGGACACCAGGCAGCAGCAAGCCAGGGAAAACGCUCAGCUAUUGCCUACAGGCCAUCCCACUGCCCCAGGGCGCUCAGGACGGCCACCACCUCCCACAGCCCCCACCACAGCCCCCACCGCAGCCUUAUGGUCACAAGCGGUACCGGCAGAAGGGCAGAGAAGGCCAUUCACCACUCAAGGGACAUGGUCAGCCUACCAUGGUGGAACAUGAAGUGGUACGGGACCUGCCUCCCAUGCUGGGGCCUGAGGGCUACGUGGUGCCUGUGGUCCAGAGGCACGAACACCACCAUCACCAUGAACACCACCACCACCAUCACCACCACCACUUCCACCCAUCCUAGCACCCAAACAAGUACUCUGCCCACACGCCCUCAGGGACACACAGCAGGUGCUGACGUGUGCCCAGUAGAGAGUACAGCAUUCCCUGGCCCGAUACCCAGCCGCAGAUGUCAAGUGGGCACCGGGGAGAUGGCACCAGGCUGGGUAUCAUGGACAAAACCUUCCUUCUCCAUGCCAUCUGGGUACCAGAACAUUUGACGCAGCUGAUAAUUCCCACGAACGGGUGCUCCCGUGUGAUCCAGAAGCCCACACGAGGACAGAAAAACAUCUGCUCUUACUUUUGCUGCGGUGUGGUCCUGGGAUGUUCGAGGGACCGUGCCUAGACAUUCUUCAUAUCUGUGUGGUUCUUUCAACUUUGGGUACCCCGGAUUGUUCCUGGCACAAGGCCAGGAGUGAAUGGAAAUGGUAAAGCUUUCCAUGAGGUUUAUUUGUUGUCAGGUCAGCUUGGGCUUGGGAAGAGGUCCUUCAGUGUGCCAUGAUGUCAGGCAAAGCAAAACAAAGAGGUUGGAGUAUCGGCAAAUGUGCAGGGGGCAGGCUGGGUGAUAUGCAGCAGGCAGCAUGAGGCUUGGUCUCCAGGGCUUCCAGCAUCCUGGGUGGGAUGGAUCAGUACCAUGCUGGAGGUCAUCACCUAGGCUGUGCUCAUUCUUGUAUCAUAGCCAAGUGACACUUAAGUGUCCCUUCUACAAGGGUGUGGGAACCUCAAUAAGCCCUGGUCUUUUGGCUCCACUGAGACUGGACACUGAAGGGGACUUUUUACCUGUUGAGUUUGUGCAGGUGGCAUUAUGCCUUCUAGCAUAAGAAAUUGUACAUUCUGUAUUAAAUACCUUACAUUAAAACAGGCUUUUCUGA